AUGCCAAGCAGAUAUAGUAGAAUUUUGCUAGCGAUUGCCCUCUAUGUUCUCCUAAGAAUUAAUCUUGUAGCUUUCAGAGUACUUAGUAUACCUCAAUACCAUAACUUUACCCUUAUGGUAAACAUACAUUGCGGUGUAGAAACCUUGAAUAAUGGGAGUAGCUACGUUAUAAGUCUCUCCAUAGUUGUGUCCAAGAUAAGGGGGAACGAAGGGUGUCCGCGUGCAAGUAGGAUAUCUACUACUAUUUUCCCUGAUACGGUAAUCUCACAUGUGACGUUAGUCGGCUUAGUUCGAUUCGUAUGGAUGAUGACCCGUGAAACGUGCAGCUUCGGAGGGGACACAACGCCUGCCCCGCAUGUAAGAAGUAACUACGGGGCCAUGGAAGCACAAAAUGCAACAGGCCAGAUUGGACAGACAAUUGGACUUGUGAUACUCCGUAAACGUCUAAAAGGACUUGACCUUGAGGGGAGAGAAUGGACGAUCCUUUUUUGCUCUGUUGAUACUACCAAAAAGGGGGACGACCCCUGGAACGAGUGGGUGGGAAUCCCCAUCCGUCAUCGAGUUUAG
Aspergillus neoniger CBS 115656 is the source of this 567-nucleotide messenger RNA. RefSeq lists its product as uncharacterized. NCBI's taxonomy places the organism in Eukaryota, Fungi, Ascomycota, Eurotiomycetes, Eurotiales, Aspergillaceae. The transcript is spliced from 8 exons. The coding region runs from base 1 to 567 and encodes 188 amino acids. The record is from RefSeq and is a predicted model, not a curated record.